AUGGGGUUGUUACAUUUCCUGCAGACCCGAUCUGGGUUUAAAGUCGACAAUAGAAAGACAACCUCGGCAGCAACCCUCACUUUACGCCAAAGUCUGUGGCCCUUGUGUCUCGUAACUAUUCUCUUCUUUCUAUGGGGGUUCGCCUAUGGACUGCUGGAUACGCUCAAUAAACACUUCCAGAUCACCCUAGGCAUCACUCGGACUCGUUCAGCUGGUCUUCAGGCUGCGUAUUUUGGGGCCUAUCCGCUGGCAUCCUUAGGAUAUGCGAACUAUAUGCUGCGUCAUUUUGGAUACAAGUCCGUGUUCAUUAUGGGAUUGGUUCUCUACGGUAUUGGUGCCCUCUGCAUGUGGCCCGCGGGCCUAAAUCGCUCAUUUGGAGGGUUCUGCGCUGCAACUCUCGUCAUCGGCUCGGGCUUGGGAUCUCUCGAGACAGCAGCCAACCCAUAUCUUGCCGUCUGUGGUCCACCAAAGUAUGCAGAGAUUCGAAUCAACCUCGCACAAGCUUUCAAUGGAAUCGGAACUUGCGUCGCCCCUGCUUUAGCAUCGUAUGUGUUCUUCACCGACACCAGUGACGACGUAGAUGCCCUCAAAAGUGUACAAUGGGUGUACCUUGCUAUCGGCAUCUUUGUGUUUAUUCUUGCCGGGGUUUUUUUCGUUUCAAACAUCCCUGAAGUUACAGAUGAGGACAUGGCGUUCCAGGUUGCCUCCACCCAUGCUGGCGAGCAGGAUAAGCCUUUCAGGAAACAAUACAAACUGUUCCAUGCCACUCUAGCUCAGUUCACCUAUACCGGUGCCCAGGUGGCUAUCGCCGGAUACUUCAUCAACUAUGUGACCGAAACGUGGCCUGGCACCGGGGAUUCUACCGCAUCCAAAUAUCUGGCCGGCGCCCAAGGAGGCUUUGCCGUCGGUCGGUUCGCAGGUGCUUUCUUCAUGAGAUAUUUCAAGGCUCGCUGGGUAUUCUUAGUCUAUCUUUCCUGCACUGUGGCGUUCAUAGCAGCGUCAACAACUCAAGGAUACCAGACUGGCCUAGCAAUGCUCUUCCUCACUCUAUUCUUUGAAUCUGUCUGUUUCCCCACAAUCGUCGCACUGGGUAUUCGCGGCCUUGGUCGCCACUACAAGCGUGGUUCUGGGUUCAUCGUCGCCGGUGUUAGCGGUGGUGCCGUCGUGGCCCCGAUCCUGGGGCAUGUAGCUGAUAUGCGGAAUAAUACUGGAUUUGCCAUGAUUGUGCCGACAAUGUUCAUGAUAAUUGCGUGGACGUAUGCCGUGGCAGUAAAUUUUGUUCCUGCGUACCGGGAUACGGUCGAUAAGACUGGGGAAAGUGAUGUUGGACUUCAAGCAGGGGGUGGUUUUCCUAAGGAGGAUGUCGAGGUUGGGACCAUGGGUCAGUCGAAGGAGGUUGUUGUAAGGUGACUUCGAAAGUUACUUACUCUUUCUCACUAACAUGGUCUUAUAAUACCAAUUAUAUAUCCCAGAACCUUGAAAGUAGAAUCACUGGAAUAUUAAUAGAGUUAAGCAACUUAUAACAAAAGCGUAGCCUUAAGAGAUAUAGGGCCACUUGUCGAACAUUUCGAACCACCACGGCUUGAUCAAUCUGCCUUCUACAUGUAUUUCAUAAAAACUCGAGCUCAUGGAAAUGGUAGGCCCUCAAAAAAUGAAGCUAGAUAAAUGCUUGACGUCUACUCUAUCUAUAUGCAAACAAGACGGACACACAGUACAACAAGGAGUCGACGAUGGAUGCCAGGUCUAUUCGAACAAUAAUGCAUUGAUCACUGGAUGGAUACCAUCCCCGUGCCAACCGAGAUCCAGCCUUGGGGCACAUUAAUGUGAAUCAACGGCAUAGUAAAAAAAAAAGAAACGAGAAGAAAGAAUAAUUGCGUAUGUCAUAGGGGAUAUCUCAAAAAAAA
Molecule: messenger RNA, 1904 nt
Organism: Aspergillus pseudotamarii
Lineage: Eukaryota; Fungi; Ascomycota; Eurotiomycetes; Eurotiales; Aspergillaceae
Product: putative l-fucose permease
Exons: 6
Coding region: 1-1410 (469 amino acids)
Biological process (GO): transmembrane transport
Molecular function (GO): transmembrane transporter activity
Source: RefSeq, a predicted model, not a curated record